This is a messenger RNA of Nothoprocta perdicaria, 4343 nucleotides long. RefSeq names its product proteasome subunit alpha 4 (gene PSMA4). Gene Ontology annotation, biological process: ubiquitin-dependent protein catabolic process. Lineage: Eukaryota; Metazoa; Chordata; Aves; Tinamiformes; Tinamidae. The coding region runs from base 33 to 818 and encodes 261 amino acids. Gene Ontology annotation, cellular component: cytosol; proteasome core complex; proteasome core complex, alpha-subunit complex. The transcript is spliced from 9 exons. The record is from RefSeq and is a predicted model, not a curated record.
CGGCCCGCCGCCCGCGGCCGCGCCUCGGCACCAUGUCUCGAAGAUAUGACUCCAGAACUACCAUCUUUUCUCCGGAAGGUCGCUUGUAUCAGGUUGAAUAUGCCAUGGAAGCAAUUGGACACGCAGGUACUUGCUUGGGAAUUCUAGCAAAUGAUGGUGUUCUGCUAGCAGCAGAGAGACGCAACAUUCACAAACUUCUCGAUGAAGUCUUUUUCUCAGAGAAAAUAUACAAACUCAACGAGGAUAUGGCCUGCAGUGUUGCUGGGAUAACUUCAGAUGCCAAUGUUCUGACAAAUGAACUGAGACUGAUCGCGCAGAGAUACCUGUUACAGUACCAAGAGCCUAUUCCUUGUGAACAACUGGUAACAGCACUGUGUGAUAUCAAGCAGGCUUACACACAGUUCGGAGGAAAACGUCCUUUUGGUGUUUCUCUUCUGUACAUUGGCUGGGAUAAGCAUUAUGGAUUUCAGCUCUAUCAAAGUGAUCCUAGUGGAAAUUAUGGAGGAUGGAAAGCUACAUGCAUUGGGAAUAAUAGUGCUGCAGCUGUGUCAAUGCUAAAGCAAGACUACAAAGAAGGAGAAAUGACCUUAAAGACUGCACUUGCAUUAGCCAUUAAGGUUCUAAACAAAACCAUGGAUGUUAGCAAGCUCUCUGCAGAGAAAGUUGAGAUUGCAACACUGACAAGAGAAAAUGGAAAGACGGUAAUAAGGGUUCUGAAGCAAAAGGAGGUGGAGCAGUUGAUAAAACAACAUGAGGAGGAAGAAGCAAAAGCUGAACGUGAAAAGAAGGAAAAGGAACAAAAGGAAAAAGAUAAAUAGCACAUGAAAUCAGGUGUUCUGUAGAUAGCAUAGGACCUGCUUCAGUAAAAGAUAAUCCGGAUUUCUGUUUCGUAGAAGCCUACAAAUAUGCCAUGGAGGACCAAGAAUACUCUUGAUGAGCCAGGUCCUUAAUCAUCAUUCAGAUAAUUAGUUUACCACUCCUUACACUGAAAAAUAAUUGCUUUAAUUCUUGAACACUUUCUUUUGUCUCUAUUUUUUAUUAUGGAAUAAAAUUAAGAAGAAGAGUAAUGGGUGUCUUUAUUUCCUGAGUAAUACCUGGGUAUGUACAACUUUGAAAGAAUUUACUUGCUUUCAGGUAUUAAAACAAGCUAUAUGCUACUUGGUGAAGAAGUACAGUGUUGAAAUUGUUAGAAUUUUAUGUGUAUGUGUAACUUUUUUUUUAAGUAGUGAAAAGGGCUCUUAAUUUCUGAAAAUCAUUUGUGAGGCAUUUUCACAAAUGCAGAGUUGGAGUGUGCUGGCAUGCCUAGUUUAAUUUUGGCCAGUUUUGUUUUCUAACAGGCUAUGUCAAGCUGAUGUUCUUAAAAGCAGUAGUUUCGAACAUGCCCUGUAGCAGACAUGUUCAGUUUAUCAUAGGCUAUCAUGACUGUAUGCGUUUUAUAAGAAAUUAGUCAUAUCACAGUAGUUAUUUUCACACAAGUUAGAAAGACAUUUUACAAAGGCCACAUGAAAAUGCUAAGCUAACUAUACAGUAGUCUUUGUUAACAUAUAGAAAGUUAAAGGAGAUGUUUUGGCAUGUUUUUAGGCCAUGUUGACUAUUUUGCAUUUUAUCCUGAAAGGAAAAGGAGUAUUUUAUAUUCUUUAGUUUAAUKUUAAUGUAUUUCCCUAAAGAAUUUAAUUCCCUUUUCUAAACUGUUGUCUGUCAGAGAACUAACUAAACAGUUAAUGUCUUGGGAAAUCAUAAUAUUUAUACAUGGACUAGAAAUUUGAGGGUUUUUGUUGUUGUUGUUCCAUUUGUCCCUAUCCCUCUGCUGAAUGCAAAAUAAUUCAAAAUGUGAUUUUGAGAUGAAAUAAAAUCUCUCCUACUUCUGAGGGAAAUGGAUCUAGACUUAAGUCAAAGUGAUGUAAAAAGUUACUGAAACUUGCUCCCCUUGAGUUAACAGAAGCAGAUUGAAAAUCUCAGCUCAUUGACAGAAUCUUAAUAAUCUUAAUAGAGACUUUUUCUGCUUAACUUAAACUUUCAGCUUUAACCUUCAACUUUGGUUACCUCACUAAACGUUGAAGUAGCUUCAAAUUUAACCUUCUGUGACUGAGUGAGAUUGUACUCUAGGGAUGUCCUUUUUAUUCCCCCCCCCCCCCAAAAAAAGUCAUAUUUAAGGCAUUUGAUAUGAUUACUUAUAGAAUCUGAGUAAAUGCAUACUGUGUUUUAUUAUAAUCUGCCCCAGACACUUUGGCCUGAUAAAAGGUACUUUGCCCCCAAAUGGCCAAGAAUUGCCCCUAGUCUCAACAGACCCCGUUUCUGGUCUCCCUGCUGUAAGAGUCAUUGUUGAGAAGAAUCUGAGCUCUCUGCUGUAGCCUGCGUGGACGGGGCGCCGUCUGUAGAGACACGUACAGAGACCUGGGUCCUGCGUAGGCUGCAGCCGCUGCUGAGUGGUUUUGUAGGUCUCAGUGUGGGACAACUGCUUCAGUCCCAUACUUAGACUGUAUACAGCCCACUUUGUAGUUAAUACAAGUUAGACUAAAUUUUAUUUGCGCCUUCUGCAAAGGAAGAUCCUUAUUUCCAAACAGUGAAGUAGGAGCAGUGUUUUGUGCAACAAGGCCUGAGUAGUGGCAGUCCUGCAGCAUACAGUGAGCAAGUUUUCGUUUCCAUUAUAAAGGGUUGUUGAAUACCUCAAGCUGGUUUUAUAUACAUAUAUUUUUUACAAAGUGCUCCAUUUCCUUUUGUUCUUUGAUACUAUGAAUGCAAUAUUUAAGCACUCUUGCCGAUUGCUAGAUCAUUCAUGAUGGUUGUUAUGUAAAGUGCUUGGAACAUGUCCUAAAAGCAGUAAUGCCAAAACGAUCUUUUUAACUUUGUCAGAGAUCAUUUAAAAUGUGGUAAACUCCAGCAAUGCUUUGUAUACAUGUCUUCUGGCAAUCCAUUAGAGCAGUUAAGUCAGGGCUCAUAGAUGUAUAUAAAUCACACAAGGCAAUCUGUUUAGUGUAUUAGUAGAAGUAUUAUUAGAUAGUUUAGGAUAUGUAUUUACUAUUUUUUUAAUGAUUCUGUUUCUAACAAUUAAAGAGGGGAAAGCAAAUACAUUUGGAUUUUGUUUAAAGAGUUACCGAUAGUAUUUCUUUGCCAAACACUGCAUCGUUUGCUGGUAAAGGAGAGCCUUGUAGCUACUGUAAUAAUCUAAUCUGGGAAUGAUUUAAAUAUCUUUUUAAUCUGUAUUCUGUUAUGUAUGGAAACAUAGUGAAAAGCCGUGUAGUUACACUACCUUUUAAAACAUUUUUAUGUAAAGGUUUUAUUUACAGAAAAUAAGAAUAUUGUGAAAUAUUCUAAGAGCAUAAUCUCUGAACAAUAAUUCAGUUUAAUUCAAAAAGUGCUGACUCCACUGAGUGCCAUUACUAGCUUACUGUGAGAAGAGUCUCACUACUGCCUUGGAAUAGACAAGUAACUGUAACAUUUCCAAUAUGCUGUACAGUAGUUGGCACUCAYAUCUAAGAUGUACAGUAAUGUUCUAAACUAGAUUUAAUUUCUGAUUCUUGGCUGUAUUUGAAUCUAGGACAGUAAACAGAUGCUGGAGAUCUUUUAUUGACUAGAAUCUUCUGGGGAUAUCCUUACACUAAUUGAAGUUUCUUACCUGUUUUUCCUAGGAAUAGAGCAGUGUUUGACUGCAUAGACCUAUUGUGUAGUUUCUAGCUUUGUGUAAAAAAAAAAAAAAAAAUACAAAAAGAAAAAUGAAAAAAAAAAACCACACCAUACUGCCUGUGCCUUUUCUGGGAGUAACUUGGGGAUAUGUCGUAAGAACAGAAAAAUGAUUUUGGCGAUAUGUUUGAGUUGUCUUUGCUAAUCAAAAUGAUCUUCCUAUCCUUUGUAUGUUUAUUUUUGGUGUAUGUAGUGGGAAGAGUUUAUAAUAUGUUAUAUAGUAUUUCAACUAUUUAGCUGUUGCUGUGGUUUAAAUGUUAUUUUAACACCAGAACUUCAUGUGGUGCUGUGGAAGGUGAUAUUUUUUUUUUUUUCAAAUUAGAUAACAGUAUUUACUUGAAACUGCUUGCAUAAUAAGUUGUUAGUAAAUUUAAGACUGGAUAGUUUAUAUCUYAUUUGAGUGCAUGAUAGAACUUAGGACAAGUAUUCACAAAUAAAUUGUCCUAAUAAACUGUAAUGUAUUUUGUUAUUCUAGGUAGUUUAAGAGAUAUAAUGAAACUAAUGCUUCUCCAGUAAUACCUGUGUUGUCUCUUGCAUCUGUCAUUGUUAUAAGUCAGCUUGUUCUCUAGAUGAUUAUAACUCUGUUCAAAUAAAGUCAAAUUAACUUCUAAGGCUACUUCAUAUAUGACUUACUGUAUUGYGCACUGAAAGACAAAAGAUUC